Carcharodon carcharias (great white shark) is the source of this 2025-nucleotide messenger RNA. Its product is annotated as signaling lymphocytic activation molecule-like. Bases 88 to 1122 code for a protein of 344 amino acids. The transcript has 6 exons. NCBI's taxonomy places the organism in Eukaryota, Metazoa, Chordata, Chondrichthyes, Lamniformes, Lamnidae. The record is from RefSeq and is a predicted model, not a curated record.
GCUCCGUACUCAACAUGUUGCUGACGUCUUCACUUCCGCCCGUUCUGCUUCCUGACAUUGGCCAUUACAUUGCAGCCGAACAGCACAAUGUCUAAUUUCACCGUGAGGCAAAAUGUCACCCUGCUCUGUCUCUCCCUCUCUGCUUUCCGUUUUGUUCAGAUUCAGGCUGCCCGACUCCCAGUGAAUGGGUCCCUGGGUCAGUCAGUCUCCCUGUCCAUGGGGAUCUCACACGGAUCGAAGGUUUACGAGGUUGAAUGGAAGCGACUUUCAUCUAAAUACAGAAUAGUGAGAUGGACAAAUGGGAUCAUUAAAUAUUUUGAAGCAGAGGAGUUCAAGAAACGAUUUAAACUUCAUCCAGAGGAUUUGAGUCUGCAGAUCAGUGAGUUACAGAGAGAGGACACUGGGGUCUAUGAGGUUUCUGUUGUUCUAGAUUCAGGAAAGGAAUCUUCACAGACGGUACAACUGGACGUGUACGAGUCUGUGACAGGAACAAGCAUCACGAUUGAUCAGAACAGGAGGAACUGCAACAUGACCCUGACCUGCUCAGUGAACACAGGCAAUCAUGUCAGCUUCGGAUGGUGGAGGGGAAGUGAAGCAUUGAGAAACGACAGCACCCAUCAUCGUUCCAAAACCGGAGAGGAGUUACAGCUUUAUUUCACUGGGGAGCCCAAGGACAGUGUGUACAGGUGUGAGGCCAGGAACCCAGUCAGUGAGGACACUGCACAGAUCACACUGAGAGACGUCUGUAACAUAACUGUAAACGAUUCAUCAAAACUCUCAUCUGUCAUUGUGCCUGUUGUACUACUCAUCAUAUUCUUCCUACUAUUGGUCUCUGUAUUUCUCUAUCUCUACAUCAGACGAGCUGGCAAGAAUGGAAUGUUGCGUUUUGGUAAAGCUUCGAAAGAGCAAAGAGACACACAGGAUUCGAAGGGCGAGCCACAGACCGUUUAUGCUCAGGUGCAGCCCCCAGUGAAGAGAGUGCGAGAGAAUCGCCCUUCUCCUGAAGGAAAUGAGAUGCUUCCAAAGCAGGUGGAGAGCCCUGAGUUACCAUCCACAGUCUAUGAUAUGAUCAGGAACACUGGAGUCCCAAUCCCUGAACCACUGGAUGCAAAAUGUGAUUAAAUUCGAACCCAGUUCAAACCAGGAGAGGCUGAGAUCACUGCCUAGCCUGCACUGUCUGCAGUGAACACAGCCUGGGUCGGCAGGAAGGGAGGCUAUGGUUGGGUUUCAGCCUGACAACAUAAAAGAUUUCUCAGGAAGAUAGACAUAUAAUGUAAUGUGAAUUAAUUCUAAAAUAUAUGUGUCUGUGUAUGUGUGUCUGUGUCUGUGUGUGUGUAUGUGUGUCUGUGUCUGUGUGUGUGAGGCUUAAUGUGGAUUAGAGGCGGCUGGUCUGAAGAUGUAUCAAAAGAUAAGCUAGGUUGUAAAUGUUAAGUAAGUAAACAUGGGGGAAGUUUAGGAUGUAAGGUGUUAAAAGGGUAUUUGCAUUUUUAAAUAAAUCAGACUAGAUUGUUUUCAAAGGAGGGGUGAAAUGUAUCACCUAGCCAGGUGAAGUUCAGGAACAGUGUGUUUAUUUUUCCCAAAGAUUUUUGGUAAAAUUGGUACUGUGAUAAUUUUUUAUGAUCAGGGCGGUAAAGUCCAAAGACAUAGUGAAACAAUGGGAAUUUGCAUUCACAGGGGAAAAUAUGUAUAAAGGAGAGAGGGCUGUGUGUAAGGGAGGCAUUUUAAGAUCUAACAAGUGUGAAAAGCCUUCAGCAUCUGUGCCUCAAGUUGCUAUCUACAACGGAUUGAAGUUAAGAAAACUCACUUUGAAUUGGAUUGUUCAGGGUAUCAUCAUUCUUUGCCUGGGUAUUUUAAAAUGUGUGUGUGUUACUGUUUCCUGAAUGAAAGUGUAACUGGGACUCAGAUUAAUUCAGGGAUUUAGAAGUUAUUAUAGGAGUAAUUUGUAGACAUACGUAUGUGCUUAAAAAUCAUUUUUCUUGUUACUAACUGUUUAAUUUAGUUUUGUAAUAAAAGCUGAGAGACUCA